Molecule: messenger RNA, 1359 nt
Organism: Schistocerca gregaria
Lineage: Eukaryota; Metazoa; Arthropoda; Insecta; Orthoptera; Acrididae
Exons: 4
Coding region: 1-1299 (432 amino acids)
Biological process (GO): lipid metabolic process
Molecular function (GO): hydrolase activity, acting on ester bonds
Source: RefSeq, a predicted model, not a curated record
AUGUGGAGCACCCUUCUGUCGUGGGCGCAGCUGCUGUUCACCGCGGUGAUCUUGCUGGGUGAAUACCUGUGCAGGAGCCUAAUCAUCCUGUUCAGAUGCACGCCCACUAGAAGCGUAGUCAGAUAUUUUCGAGAAUUUCCAUUGGUCAGCGCACUCAUUGGAUCGACUCGACACUUCAAGAGCGCCUUGGAGCUUAUCGAGUCUAGUGGCUACUCUUGCCAGAGGCACUACGCGAAAACGGAGGAUGGCUGGUACCUUUGUCUCCACCACAUCUGUCCGAACUCGGCAGAGGGCGUCAGCAACGCCAAAAAGCCCGUCGUGCUGAUCAUGCACGGCUUCAUGCAGUCUUCCGAGGCGUGGCUGGUUCGCGGAGACCCCUCGCACUCGCUCCCGUUCAUUUUGUCCAGCAAAGGCUUUGACGUUUGGCUUGGAAACAACCGAGGAAACACUUACUCGCACAAGAACCAGUUCUACAAACCCUACGAGACGAAGUACUGGGACUUCUCCAUCGACGAGCUCGCUUCGAUCGACUUGCCGGCCAUGAUUCACUACGUUCUCAAGUACACCGGCGCAGAAAAGCUCAGUUACAUCGGGUUCUCCCAGGGAAGCGCGCAGGCGUUCGCGUCGUUCUCGCUAAACCGAGACCUGGCAAAAAAAAUCAGCCUGUUCGUCGCCUUGGCGCCCACCACCAAGGUCAGGGGGAUCAGCCACAGGUUCCUCAAGACGCUCAUCAACGUCAAGCCGGAGAUAUUUUUCACGCUGUUCGGGAGAAAGGCGCUGAUUUCGUCCUUCUUCUUUUGGCGAGGCGUCCUGUCGGAGCGGUGCUUCGUCUGGCUCAUCGACAAGCUCAACUACCUCAUAUUCGGAUGGACGAUGAAAAGACUCUGCCACGAAGAAAAGGCAAUCUUGUACAACCACCUCUACUCCUACACCUCCGUGAAGGUCGCCGUCCACUGGUUCCAAAUCCAACAGGCAAACCAGUUCCAGAUGUACGACGACGCCCAGCGCAGGCGCAACCGAAGCGACUACCAGGCGUACUUCAUCCCCGUCUACGACCUCAGGCUGAUAGAGUGUCCCGUGGCGCUGUUCUACGGCGGGUCGGACACGCUGCCAAAUUUCAACAGCCUCUUGGACGAGCUGGUCCCCAUUUACAUCAACAAGGUCAGCGAGUACGAGCACCUGUGCUUCAUGUGGGGCAAGCAGUCUCACGAAACGAUUUUCGUGGAUAUCGUCGACUUGCUCAAAAAAUAUAACUCCCCAUCGCCUCCUCCCGCCGCGACUCCUGACGGCAAGACGUAGGACCGUCCCGGCUCCGAGGUCUGUAGCGAACUCUGCGUGCCGAUCGACGGCGCCCGGCCG